Raphanus sativus (radish) is the source of this 2277-nucleotide messenger RNA. Its product is annotated as folate synthesis bifunctional protein, mitochondrial. The transcript has 3 exons. NCBI's taxonomy places the organism in Eukaryota, Viridiplantae, Streptophyta, Magnoliopsida, Brassicales, Brassicaceae. Gene Ontology annotation, molecular function: 2-amino-4-hydroxy-6-hydroxymethyldihydropteridine diphosphokinase activity; dihydropteroate synthase activity. Gene Ontology annotation, biological process: tetrahydrofolate biosynthetic process. The record is from RefSeq and is a predicted model, not a curated record. Bases 295 to 1950 code for a protein of 551 amino acids.
UAUGUAGGGAUUUGUCAGAUCCGAUUCAGACAACAGAGUACUCGUUUGCAUCGCCUUCCUCUCAGUCAGUCGUCACUCGUCAGCACACCUGAAGUGAACGACGGAGGUUGACCUAAACACGACCGGUUGAUAGGCACCCUUUCAACUCGCCGCCGGUGAAAAUUAAACCGCCAAGACAAAGUUAUCUCAGAAUCUCCCAUUACCCUUUCAAGAAAGAUCUUCACUUUCCUUCCCCAAUCAGUGAUUGUUUCACUGCAAUCAAUCUUCAAGCCCAUCUAUUUACUCUCUUCCAGGAUGUUAAUGAUGGGAAAAUUAGGAACCAUGAUCCACACCGGUAGAUUCCUUCUCCGCCGCUUCUCUGAACCUCCACCUGCGGUUGCUAUGGCUCGCGUCUCCUUCCACCGAUACUACUCAUCCAAGUUCAUCUCUCUCGUGUCUCCACCAUUUUCCUCUUUAUUAAGACCUCAAGCAUUAAGUAGCUCAGCUUUCUCAUCUUCAGCAACAACAACUACAAGAGUCGAAGUUGACUCUACAGAGCAUGAAGUCGUCAUCGCCUUGGGAAGCAACAUCGGGAACAGGAUGAACAACUUCAGAGAAGCUUUGCGUUUAAUGAAGCGCGGCGGCAUUUGCGUAACCAGACACAGCUGUUUAUACGAAACAGCUCCGGUUCACGUGACCGACCAACCGAGGUUUCUCAACGCUGCGGUGAGAGGCGUCACCAAGCUUCCACCUCACGAGCUUUUGACCGUUCUCAAGACGAUCGAGAGAGACAUGGGGCGUACGGACGGUGUACGUUACGGACCAAGACCGCUUGACUUGGACAUACUCUUCUACGGGAAGAUGAGAAUAGCUUCCGAUAAGCUAAUCAUACCACAUGAGAGGCUCUGGGAAAGGUCGUUUGUAUUAGCACCUUUGGUUGAUUUGCUCGGGACAUCUGUUGAUAACGAUACGGUCGCGCACUGGCACUCGCUCGCAUUACAUCCCGGUGGAAUUCACCAAGCGUGGGAGAGGCUAGGUGGAGAGACACUGGUUGGACAAGACGGUAUACAAAGGGUGUUACCAAUAGGAGAUGAGCUUUGGGAUUUUACCAGCAGAACCCAUGUGAUGGGUAUACUUAAUCUAACACCUGACAGCUUUAGUGAUGGUGGACAGUUUCAGUCGUUAGAUUCUGCGGUUUCUCGGGUUCGAUCAAUGGUCUCUGAAGGGGCUGAUAUAAUUGAUAUCGGUGCACAGUCUACACGACCAAUGGCCACUAGAAUAUCUAGUCAAGAAGAGUUGGAUAGACUUUUACCAGUCUUGGAAGCUGUUCGUGGUCUGCCAGAGAUGGAAGGGAAGCUCAUAUCCGUUGAUACUUUCAACUCCGAGGUUGCUUCAGAAGCUAUAAGCAACGGAGCUGACAUUCUGAACGAUGUAUCUGCAGGAAGCUUAGACUCGAAUAUGCAUAAGGUUGUUGCAGAAUCUGGGGUGCCUUAUAUGGCCAUGCACAUGAGAGGAGAUCCAUGUACAAUGCAGAACGAAGAGAAUCUGCAGUACGGUGAUGAUGUAUGCAAGGAUGUUGCUUCUGAGCUAUAUAUGCGUGUAAGAGAUGCAGAGAUCUCUGGGAUUCCAUCUUGGAGGGUUAUGAUCGACCCAGGGAUUGGGUUCUCAAAGAGAGUAGAACACAACUUAGAUAUUAUAACUGAUCUACCGAAAAUCCGGGAAGAGAUGGCUAAGAGAAGCAUAGCAGUGUCUCAUGCUCCUAUACUUAUAGGACCUUCAAGGAAGAGAUUCUUGGGAGAUAUUUGUGGGCGUCCUGAGGCUGCUGACAGAGAUGCUGCAACUGUUGCUUCUGUUACUGCUGGCAUUUUAAGAGGUGCUAAUAUCAUUAGAGUUCAUAAUGUUAAAGAUAACGCAGAUGCUGCAAAAGUAUGUGACGCAAUGCUGAGAAGAAGAAGAAGGUCGAAAGGAUGAUUAGAGGAUAUGAUUAUAUCUUGUGUCAAUUUGCACUUUUGAGAACAACUAUGAGUCAAGUCGCUAUGGAGCUGAAACAGAGUGUUGUCGGGAAGGUGAAUAAUCGAGAUAGCCAUAGGGAUGAUCCUGUAAGAACGGUUGCGAUAAAUCUAGAUACUGAAAUGGUCCCUAGAGCGAGGUAAAGCUGGAUAUUGUGGAUUUGAUUGGUUAAGAAGAAACUCUCCAGUUUACACAUUGAUUCUCUUUUAUUUUUUUUCAAGUACGUUUGUGGUUUUACAGUAUGAAAUGAAGGUGUGAGUAAUGCAUGCUCUAUAUAUUUAUUGUUCA